UAAGUGUGACGCCUACCGUUCACUGCGCGCACUCACUUCAACAAGCUUACGCUCGCGCUGGAGCUGCCUGUUAGUGUCCAGCACCCACCAAAACAAGGAUUUCAAGGUUUGUAAUUCAUUUUAAAAAUUGGGAAAUGGCCCAGAAAGACACAGAAAUGAACGAAAAAGGAGUUUCUUCUUCUACCAGCGGAGUUGUUGUUCAAGUCAGGGAGAAGAAAGGAGCUUUACGCGCUGCCAUCCCAUAUAUGCCUUUCCCAGUAGCUGUCAUCUGCUUGUUUCUCAACACAUUUGUGCCCGGACUGGGUACAUUCAUCUCAGCCUUCACAGUUCUGUGCGGAGCGAGGACAGACCUGCCCGACAGGCACAUGUGCUGUGUGUUCUGGCUGAACAUCGCAGCUGCCUUCAUUCAGAUCGUCACUGCCAUUGUCAUGGUGGGCUGGAUCAUGAGCAUAUUUUGGGGAAUGGACAUGGUCAUUCUUGCAAUCUCUGAAGGCUACAGGGAGCAGGCCACCCCUCAGCAGCUCUGAUUGAAACCCUAAUCUUGAACGUGCACCUUUCUCCCGCGCUGUCCGGCCAACAUGCAUGGGAGCUUUGAGGCGGACCCCACGUGGCCUGGGAGAUCCAGGGGUUGAUCACAUGCAGAUUUUCAGCCCAUCUCCUGCUACUUCCUGUCCUGUCAGGUACUGCAUCAAGGGGACCUGACUGUUGAGGGACAGCAGAAAAGAAUGAACAUUCUGUGAAUAUCUCUAAAAAUUUUGCAAAACGUCUAUGUGCCGAACACAUUAUAUUCCUGUCAGGGAAAACCGAUCUUAAUCGUACUUAACUCUGUAUAGUCUUAAUGUAUGUAUUAAAUUGACCAAUAUAGAUUAUGAACAUUUUCAGUUUGUAAAAAAAAGAAAGAGGUUUGAAGUGUCCAAUAAA
Molecule: messenger RNA, 921 nt
Organism: Pimephales promelas (fathead minnow)
Lineage: Eukaryota; Metazoa; Chordata; Actinopteri; Cypriniformes; Leuciscidae
Gene: stum
Product: stum, mechanosensory transduction mediator homolog
Source: RefSeq, a predicted model, not a curated record